This is a messenger RNA of Caenorhabditis briggsae, 1044 nucleotides long. RefSeq names its product Protein CBR-SRT-12 (gene Cbr-srt-12). The record is from RefSeq and is a predicted model, not a curated record. NCBI's taxonomy places the organism in Eukaryota, Metazoa, Nematoda, Chromadorea, Rhabditida, Rhabditidae. The coding region runs from base 1 to 1044 and encodes 347 amino acids. The transcript is spliced from 3 exons.
AUGUCGGACUUACAAAUGUCCAUGGCUUACAUGUUGACUCACUCAUUCACUUUGUAUCCCGAGAUUUAUAAAUGUCCGGGGAACACGUCGGCUAUGCGAACGAAGCGACCGAUUUUAGGAACUUAUUUUUUGGCUUCUGGAUUGAUUUUUAUUCUCCUCUACACCCCAUGUUUCAUCGUGAUGGUUCGAUCAAAAUGUCGGGUCCCUGCAUUCCAAGUCAUGUUGAUACUAGCCGUCUUCGAUCUGCUGUCCUUAUCAGUCAAUUCUGUUAUCACUGGACUCUUGGACAUCAUGGGCUUCAGUUUUAGUCACUUUCCAGUUUUCAUUUUCUGUGCCGGUGCUAUUGGAAAAGGAUCUUGGAUGGGCGGAUGUGUGGCGUGUAUACUGUUGGCGGUGGAUAGAUGUGUCGAGGUGAAUGCCAAAUUUCGACUGGGAUUUUUGUUCAAGAAAAAAGUGUUUCGCGUGGUGAUGGGACUAAUGGUAUUGUAUUGGGUUUAUUCUUGUGGAUUUACAAAGCCGCUGCUCUUCAAAGCGGAGUACAGCUCAUGGUUUUUUGAUCCGAAGAUUGGGAAAGAGCCGUAUCUUUAUCACAGCAUCGAUCACACUAUAAACAACCUAGUGGUGUCAUUGGCUACCACUUCCCUCUACAUUUAUUUGUGUUAUCAUUUAAUCUACAAAAUCGGAUAUUCCACUUCAAUGUGGUUGUACAGAUCGAAACAGCAGAUCAUCAUCCAAGCCGUCAUCCUUUGCUCGUUCCACGCUAUCGCCGCCUACAUCUAUGUGUACAUGCAAUUCUUCUACUCACCACCCUGGCUAAUCAUAAUUGGUCAAUUAGCGUGGCAAUGGAGCAAUGGAUGCUUCUGUGUAGCGUAUCUAACUCUAAACCAAGCGAUUCGAAAUGCAGUGGUCAGAAUGUUGGUGCCAAAGAAGCUUCGAGAACGAUUCGACUUGCAUAUAGGAAUUGAUGAGCAUUUGACGAGUGUGAAACAAAUCACCCAGAUAAAUACCGUAUCGAUUUGUGUUAAAAUGAAUAGUCUUGUUUGA